Bufo bufo (common toad) is the source of this 951-nucleotide messenger RNA. Its product is annotated as olfactory receptor 6-like. The transcript is spliced from 2 exons. Gene Ontology annotation, cellular component: membrane. The annotation marks the transcript as partial. Gene Ontology annotation, molecular function: olfactory receptor activity; G protein-coupled receptor activity. Lineage: Eukaryota; Metazoa; Chordata; Amphibia; Anura; Bufonidae. The record is from RefSeq and is a predicted model, not a curated record. Gene Ontology annotation, biological process: G protein-coupled receptor signaling pathway.
AUGCAAAUGAGAGGAUUAUGGAAUAAUACUGUUAUAACUGAAUUUAUACUAUUGGGAUUUCCAGCAAGUCAAAUAUUUCACACCUUUCUAUUUUUAAUAUUUUUUAUUACAUAUGUGUUAACAGUUACUGGAAACUUGGUUAUCAUUGCUGUAAUUCGAGCUGAUUUGCAUCUUCAUCGUCCCAUGUACUUUUUCCUCAGUAAUUUUGCUUUUAUGCAGAUUUCUUAUGUAACUGUUACUGUUCCUAAAUUACUUAUAGGCUGUUUGGUCACACAAAACAAAAUAUCCAUUAGUGCUUGCUUUUGUCAGUGUUACUUUUUCUUUUUUCUUGGAGGAAUAGAGAACUGCUUGCUGGCAAUCAUGGCUUAUGAUCGAUAUGUGGCCAUUUGUUCUCCAUUAAGGUAUAAUUCUAUCAUGACACAAAAGUUUUGCUUGAGUUUGACAUGUGGCUGUUGGUUGGGAAUCUUUCUUGGCUCCUUAAUACCUGUGAUUUUAUUAGCAAAAUUAUCAUUUUGUGGACCAAACAUUAUUAAUCAUUAUUUUUGUGAUGUAUCCCCACUUCUAAAAUUGUCCUGUACAGAUACUUCUCUCCUGAAAUCGUUCUUUUUCAGUUUAAUGUGGGUCAUUGUUUUCAGCUGUCUCUUGUUCACUCUUGUAUCAUAUAUUAAUAUAAUUUGUGCAAUCAUGAAAAUUUCCUCUGCAGUGGGCCGUCAGAAAGCAUUCUCCACCUGUGGUUCACAUCUUACAGUUGUAAUCAUUUAUUUUGGGGCUGUCAUAUUCAUGUAUGUCAGACCAAAAGAAAGUUAUGCCUUUGAGGAGGACAAGCUAAUCUCUGUAUUCUACUCCAUUUUAACUCCUCUUCUAAAUCCAUUCAUUUAUUGCCUUAGAAACAAGGAAGUUAAAGAGGCAGUGCAAAAAACGGUCCGCAAUGCACGGGCACCUUCCAUGGGG